CCUCACCCCGGGCGACCCCGGAAGUGGGUCGGGGGCUUGGCCUCUGCCCGGCCUCAGAGCCGGAGCGGUAGGUGUUACCGUAGAGGGGGUCGAGCCGAGAAAUCUUGUCCGGCGGCGGACCCCGGGCAGGGCCCGGGCCAGGGGUCCAGGAUGCUGAACGUCCCUUCCCAGUCUUUCCCGGCCCCCAGCUCACAGCAGCGCGUCGCCUCCGGGGGGCGUAGCAAGGUCCCUCUAAAACAGGGCAGAAGUCUUAUGGAUUGGAUUCGACUCACUAAAAGUGGAAAGGAUCUAACGGGAUUAAAAGGCAGGUUAAUUGAAGUAACUGAAGAAGAACUUAAAAAGCACAACACAAAAGAUGAUUGUUGGAUAUGCAUAAGAGGGUUUGUUUAUAAUGUCACUCCUUAUAUGGAGUAUCAUCCUGGUGGAGAAGAUGAACUAAUGAGAGCUGCAGGAUCCGAUGGUACUGACCUUUUUGAUCAGGUUCAUCGUUGGGUCAAUUAUGAAUCCAUGCUGAAAGAAUGCCUGGUUGGCAGAAUGGCAGUUAAACCUGCUCUUCCUAAAGACUAUCAUGAAGAAAAGAAAGUCUUAAAUGGCAUGCUUCCCAAGAGCCAAGUGGCAGAUACACUUGCCAAAGAAGGUUGUAGUUCUCCAAGCUAUGACUGGUUCCAGACAGACUCUUCAGUGACUAUUGUAAUAUAUACUAAGCAGAAGGAUAUUAAUCUAGACUCAGUAAUAGUUGAUCAUCAGGAUGAUUCCUUUAGAGCAGAAAUACUUAUCAAGGAUUAUUCAUAUAUUAUACACGUUGAACUAAGCCAUGAAAUUGAAGAAGAUUUUUCUGUGCGGGUUGUUGAGAAUGUGGGAAAAAUAGAAAUUGUCCUAAAGAAAAAAGAGAAUGCUUCUUGGAAACGUCUUGGUCACCCCCUCGAGAAUCAUAAUUCGCUUAUUCUAAAGAAAGAUACAGGUUUAUACUACAGAAAGUGCCGGUUAAUUUCCAAGGAAGGCGUUACUCAUGAUACGAAGCUUUUCUGCCUGAUGCUGCCACCAAGCACUCAUCUUCAGGUGCCAGUUGGGCAACAUGUUUACCUCAAGUUAACUAUUACAGGUACUGAAAUUGUGAAGCCAUAUACACCUGUAUCUGAUUCCUUACUCUCAGAGUUCAAGGAACCAGUUCUUCUCAACAAUAAAUACAUCUACUUUUUGAUCAAAAUCUAUCCUGCUGGACUCUUCACACCAGAGCUUGAUCAGCUUCAGAUUGGAGAUUUUGUUUCCGUAAGCAAUCCUGAGGGCAGUUUUAAAAUAUUCCAGUUCCAAGAAUUAGAAGAUCUCUUUUUAUUGGCAGCUGGAACAGGCUUCACACCAAUGGUUAAAAUACUGAAUUAUGCUUUGACUAACAUACCCAGUCUCAGGAAAGUGAAGCUGAUGUUCUUCAAUAAAACAGAGGAUGAUAUAAUUUGGAGAAGCCAGUUGGAGAAAUUAGCAUUUAAAGAUAAAAGAUUUGAUGUUGAAUUUGUUCUCUCAGCACCCACUUCUGAAUGGAAUGGCAAAUGGGGACACAUUUCACCAGCUCUUCUUUCUGAAUUUUUGAAAAGAAGUUCAGACAAAUCCAAAGUCCUCAUCUGUGGACCAACCCCAUUUACAGAACAAGGAAUACGAAUUCCUCAGCUGAUAAAUGAAGAAAGAGUUACAGGAGUAUCACCAACUUCAGUCCCUCAUGAACUAAUGGGUGUAUACGUAGAUCCCCAAUGGUUGUUAGCAUCCAAAAAGAGAGGCAACCAGGUUGCUGCAUGAUAGGAACUUUUCCAAAGAGGAGAUCCAUAGUUUUACAGCAUAAUGAAGAGCUGUCAUUGUCCUUUAUUCAACUGUUUUGUCUAAAUUUGUGAUUACUUAGUAUUUUUUAAGAGAACAUUUUUGUACAUACUAACUAAAAGGUUAACUAGAAUCCAGGUUUCAGUUUCUUCAAUGAAAUCAAAUGUUCCUUCAGUAGAGGCAACUUGUUGACUUUAUUUUGUACCAUAACUUAUUUUGCUAUUGAUAUUUGACCUGGAAUCGACCAUGGCAACAAGUACAUACAGGUGUCUUUUGUGAUGAGUCACAGACUUCCUUACCAUUUAAAGUGUAUCACUGUACUACAGUAAACUCUGGUGUUUUAUGACAUGAUAAAGUAAAUGAUCAUUUUGAUCACAUUUCUAUGCUGUAAAAUGUCUUAUUAGCAAUACAGAUUAAAUUUUACAUUGCACUGUUAACUCAGGAAAUGAUCAUUUAUGUCCUUGUUAUUAACUAUUAAAACAUGGAAUGUUUUAACUUA
This is a messenger RNA of Panthera uncia (snow leopard), 2305 nucleotides long. Its product is annotated as cytochrome b5 reductase 4. Gene Ontology annotation, biological process: superoxide metabolic process; generation of precursor metabolites and energy. The record is from RefSeq and is a predicted model, not a curated record. Gene Ontology annotation, molecular function: heme binding; oxidoreductase activity. Gene Ontology annotation, cellular component: endoplasmic reticulum. The transcript has 17 exons. Lineage: Eukaryota; Metazoa; Chordata; Mammalia; Carnivora; Felidae. Bases 151 to 1788 code for a protein of 545 amino acids.